This is a messenger RNA of Linderina pennispora, 1666 nucleotides long. RefSeq lists its product as uncharacterized. The record is from RefSeq and is a predicted model, not a curated record. The coding region runs from base 37 to 1593 and encodes 518 amino acids. Lineage: Eukaryota; Fungi; Kickxellomycota; Kickxellomycetes; Kickxellales; Kickxellaceae. Gene Ontology annotation, molecular function: metal ion binding. The transcript has a single exon.
GUUAUCUAAUUCUUGUAUAUUUACCAUAGCAAUAGCAUGUCAAAAGUCUGCGAGUACUUUCUACGCGGAAAAUGCAACUUUGGCGACCGCUGUCGCAAUGAGCAUCCGCAGGGCAACCAGUCAGGGUUUGGCCAGUCCGCUGCUCAGUCCCUCAUGAACCGGGGACAGAGUACUACAACCAAUGCGUUGGCUGGCAUCGGCUCGGGUGCAUUUGGUAGCAACACGCAGUCUCGAGGAUUCGGGGGCAAUGUUGGAGGCGGUACAUUUGGCCAAACAGGCGGCGGUAGUGCAUUUGGCCAAGCACGCAGUGGUAGUGCAUUUGGCCAAGCAAGCAGUGGUAGUGCAUUUGGCCAGACAGGCGGCGGUAGUGCAUUUGACCAAGCACGCAAUGGCACGUUUGGCCACACAGGCAAUGGCAGUGCAUUCGGGCAGACAAGUGGUGGCAGCGCAUUUGCCCAGAGAGGUGGCAGCGGAGGAGCGUUUGGGACUACAGGAGGACAUGCGUUUAGUCAGACUGCUCAAUCAAAGAGUUUUGGCAAUACUGGCACGAGUGCGUUUGGCCAAAUUGCCUCUCGCACCUUUGGCAACACCGGCAGCACUGCAUUUGGAAAUACAGCCAGCACUGGUAGAAGUGCCUUUGGAAACACUGGUGGAGGUGCAUUUGGAACCACCGGCGGUAGCGCUUUUGGAGCCACUGGUGGAAGUGCAUUUGGAACCACUGCAGCGACCGGCGGGGGAUUCGGGCAGUUUGCGCAGCAGCAGCAACAGCAACAGCAACAAUCAGGAUUUCCCACACCACCCGCGAAAGAACGGCCCAUUGGCACCUCAACAGCCGGCACAACCGAUGAAAAGCUCUCCAAGCUCUCGGACGACCUGCUGAAGAAAAUUGCGUCAGAGCGGCCCAAUUGGCGGAUCAGCAGCUUCGGACCCAUCAGCAACGAGCCGAAUAUGCUCAGCGGCAUGGACAUGUCUCCCGAAGAGGCACGGCUUGAGCACAUGCUUGCCAGGAACUCGGGGACCGUUGCCCAGUAUGAACAAAAGUACGCGCAGCUGGAAAACACCGUGUCGCAGGCACUGCAGAACAUUAUCAAGGAUCCGGCGACCGCUGUGAGUGAUUGGGUGAAGAGUUCGGGUAUGGCCGUGAGCCAGGAGGCACUUGCCAAGAGGAACCUGCCAAAGGACGCCUCUGCCAAACAGGCGUUUGGCCAGUCGACCACCCAGUCGGCGUUUGGGCAAACCUCGUCUGGCUCAGCAUUUGGGCAGAUCACUACUCCACGUGGGGCAUUUGGCCAGCCUUCGUCUGGCUCUGCAUUUGGUCAGUCUGUUGGUUCUGCAUUCGGGAACACCACACCCGCAGGAGCCUUUGGCCAGCAGAGCGCAUUCGGACAGAGCGGUGUUGUGGGGGGAUUCAGCAAGCCUGCUGGUGGCGCGAUGAAUAUGCCGUCGUUUGGCAGCACGCCUGAGGAGAUCAAACGCAACACCGGCCCGUCGCGCGAGUUGACGGAGGCGGAGAUCAGCAGCUUCGAGGCGCCCGACUUCAACUUUGGCGAGAUCCCCGAAAUGCCACCCACCAUCGCGCUUCGACAGGGCUGAUCAAUGAUUUUUAAUAAAUCAGACGUGCGAUCAGCGCCUUGCAAAUAAAAAGCAUAAAAUCGCAAAUUUUGUU